AUGGCAUUGAUCCCGAGAUGGAAGGCAGCAGCCUUGCUAACUUGGGUUCUGGCUGCAGAUAUUGUAAAUUGUUUACCAAGUCAGUUUGUUGGUACCGCUGCAGAGCGGAUUCUACAGGAAACAGCUACAGAGUCACCUGCAACAUUUGAAACGCAGUAUCCUCCCAAUAACGCAGAAGAGAGACUGCUGAUUCCAGAGACAAAACCUGUAUAUCGUGUUGCGUUGGAGGACGACGGUCACCCUUCGCAGCUUCCCUGGCCGGGUGUUGAUAUCGAUCAUUUCCUUGACGACUUUGACGACUUUUUCUCCGAGGCCGAACCAUCUCAGCAAGCUCAACAGGCUCAGCAACCUCAACAAUCUCAAAAGCCCCCACAGAGAGCAGACCCGACUGGAAAGCCUGCUGCGACUGAGAAAGCACAACUUCCACAACCUUCCACACUUUCAGCCGAUCAAGCACCAACUGGCCCACCUGGUUCUCCCGGUCCAGCUGGCAAAACUACCGGCAUGAAUAACCAGGAUAUCUUCCAACCAGUUGCGACUGGAGCGCCGCCGGCCAAUAUCAAGAGUCGCCACGACCACCCCGUCGUCAACAAACAUGCCAACUCGACUGCUCCCAUCGAGACGAAUAAGUUCUAUGCGGGCUUGUUCCUAGGAUCUCAAUCCAAUGCUAGCUUCACUCAACCAUACUCAGUGGCAUGGUCCAGGGGACAGGGUACUCUGAAGAGCUGGGGAGUUUCUGCGUCUCACGUUGAACCAAACGUUCUAGCCUUUGGCCCCAAAAACCACAAGAUCCCUGGUGAGCCAGUUGAAUACUAUAUCAACCCGGUCGGACUUCAGCAUGUUAUCCUCUCGGCUUCAGAACUUGACGAAUCGAGUGUGCUCAGUGUUGAGGAGCCGAAAGCAUUCUCCGCCCAUGCCGUGCUGAAGCGCUCCGCAGGAUCAGCGCAAUCGAUCACGUUCCCAGUCGUUCAGGGUAUGGGUUACGUGACAGGUAUCUACAAUGACUUGCAGCCACUUAUUGAGAGUGGCGUGUUUUUCAACAAAGUGGUCAGUGCUGGGUCUCCCAAGCCAGGUGUCUUCAAGUAUCAGGUGCUAUUGGAAGACGAGACCCACUGGGUGCUCUAUGCUACUCCGGAAGAUGGCAAGGACCCAAAGCUCAAGUUGGUUUCGAAGUCUAGUAUUCGUGGUCAGCAUGGUUUCUCGGGUACCAUUCAGAUCGCAAAGAACCCAGCUGGAAAAUCUGGUGAGAAGUUUUAUGACAACUCUGCUGGUGUUUAUGCUGUCGGUGGUAAGGUUACUGGUUCCGUUACUGGCGACGUGGGUAGCUACAGUCUGUCUUGGGCGAAAGCCGGAAAGCACGCCAAUGGCAGCCCGCUAAUUAUGUUUGCUCUGCCGCAUCACGUUGAGUCCUUCAAUCGCAACACUCGAGGUCGGAUCACCGAUAUCCACCUGCGCACUACAACUAAGGGCAACGCUACCGCUGUAAUUGGCGAGAAUUGGACAAUGACUGAGCAAAACCUUCCCAUUGAUAUGGGAUUCGCUCCUUGGUCUCCACACCACGGGAGCGCUCACAGCCUUUCCGAGAGCGCCCAGCAAGCCAUUCUCAAGAUUGCUCCCAAAGAGUUGAGCCAAAAUAUGUCGGCCCAGACCGAUUUGAACAGCAUGUACUACAGCGGUAAAGCUCUCAGCAAGUUCGCCACUUUGAUCUACACCGUGAACCAACUGGGUAACGAUGCCGAGAUUGCAAGCGCUGCCUUCCAGAACCUGACGGAGAGCUUUGAUCUUUUUGUGCAAAACAACCAGCAGUUCCCACUGGCAUAUGAUACUGUCUGGAAGGGUGCUGUCUCGACUGCUGGCUAUGCCGGGGAUCUGAAUGCUGAUUUUGGAAACACUGCCUACAAUGACCACCAUUUCCAUUAUGGAUAUUUCAUUCAGGCUGCGGCUAUCAUGGGAGCCCUUGACCCAAGUUGGCUGGCCAAGAAUAAGGACUGGGUCAACAUGCUGGUUCGUGACGCUGGUAACUCUGUUGAGGAUGACAGCUACUUCCCCUUCUCUCGUGGCUUUGACUGGUUCAAUGGCCACUCAUGGGCUAAGGGAUUGUUUGAGUCCUACGACGGCAAAGAUGAGGAGUCUACCUCGGAAGACACCAUGUUUGCCUAUGCUAUCAAGAUGUGGGGUCAAACAACUGGCGACGCCAGCAUGGAAGCUCGUGGAAAUAUGAUGCUGGGCAUUAUGCGCCGCUCUCUGGAUAACUAUUUCCUGAUGCAGGACAACAAUAAGAACCAACCAGCAAACUUCAUUGCAAACAGGGUGACUGGUAUUCUUUUCGAGAACAAGGUUGAUCACACCACAUACUUUGGCAACAGCUUGGAGUUUGUUCAAGGAAUUCACAUGUUGCCUCUCCUCCCCCAUUCUGCGUACACUCGUCAACGCAGCUUUGUGAAGCAAGAGUGGAAGUCCAUGUUCGCAUCCGCUGCUUCCACCCCAGCCGAGAAAGUUGAAGGAGGGUGGAAAGGCGUCUUAUAUGCUAAUCUCGCCUUGAUUGAUCCUCAAGCUGCUUGGGACUUCUUCUCGCAAGGUGAUUUUGACUACAGCUGGAUUGACGGCGGUGCAUCACGGACUUGGUACUUGGCUUAUGCCGCAGGACUCGGCGCCAAACCAUAG
This is a messenger RNA of Penicillium angulare, 2664 nucleotides long. Its product is annotated as glucan endo-1,3-beta-D-glucosidase. The transcript has 7 exons. The record is from RefSeq and is a predicted model, not a curated record. Bases 1 to 2664 code for a protein of 887 amino acids. Gene Ontology annotation, cellular component: cell surface. Gene Ontology annotation, molecular function: glucan endo-1,3-beta-D-glucosidase activity; endo-1,3(4)-beta-glucanase activity. NCBI's taxonomy places the organism in Eukaryota, Fungi, Ascomycota, Eurotiomycetes, Eurotiales, Aspergillaceae.